Messenger RNA from Indicator indicator, 903 nucleotides. Its product is annotated as transmembrane protein 45B-like. The record is from RefSeq and is a predicted model, not a curated record. Bases 1 to 903 code for a protein of 300 amino acids. Lineage: Eukaryota; Metazoa; Chordata; Aves; Piciformes; Indicatoridae. The transcript has 6 exons.
AUGGGGACACUGGGGUGGCCUGAGGUCCAGCAAGCCAGCCUGAUGACAACAAGUUUCCUUGGCAGUGCCCUCCGGGGCACCUUCUUCUUCAUUUUUGGUCUCUGGUGGUCUGUGAAAUACCCUCUGAGGUAUCUCAGGAGGAAAACCAAUGGUGAGAGCCAGCUGAGCUAUGGGGUCCAGCGUGUGGAAGUCUUUGAAGGGGCAGUCAAAGCUUUCUUUGCUCUGACAGGGAUACUGGUGGAGCAGUUUGUUCCCACUGGUCCUCACCUGCAGCUGUACAGCCCCAAGACACGCAGCUGGACAGACCUCACCCACUGGCACUACACCACCAUGUACCUCUUCUUCCUCCUCUCUGGCAUGGUGGACAUCAUCUCACACUCCCCACUCAAGCUGCCCCUUGGCUUAGACCGACUGUCGCUGGCCGUGGCUCUGCUCAUCGAAGGUUUGCUCUUCUGUUUCCAUGACAACACUGAUGCUGCACUGGAUCACCAUGUCCAUUCCCUGCUGACCAUGGCCAUCUUUGCUGGAGCCCUCUGUGUCCUACUGGAGGUGUUCCUCCGAGACCACAUCAUCCUGGAGAUCUUCAGGACCAGCUCCUUUCUUCUCCAGGGCUCUUGGCUUUGGCAGAUUGGGUUUGUGCUGUCCCCUCCAUGGGGAGGAGAAGGCUGGGAUCAGACUGACCACAGCAACUUCACAUUGCUGACCAUGUGCUUCUGCUGGCACUACGUGGGUGCUCUCGCCGUGCUGGCAGCCAACGCUGCUGCAUCUCGCUGCUGCAAUGAGUCCUGCCAGCUGAAGUUUGGGGACAUCGACGUGGAGCUGGACUGCGGCAUGUGCAUCCGCAAAGGCAUCAAGAGCUCCGACAGCACCCUGCUGCCAGAGAGCCCCUCAGAUGACAAAUGA